Molecule: messenger RNA, 8885 nt
Organism: Hemibagrus wyckioides
Lineage: Eukaryota; Metazoa; Chordata; Actinopteri; Siluriformes; Bagridae
Gene: col27a1a
Product: collagen, type XXVII, alpha 1a
Exons: 61
Coding region: 336-5879 (1847 amino acids)
Cellular component (GO): basement membrane
Molecular function (GO): extracellular matrix structural constituent
Source: RefSeq, a predicted model, not a curated record
UGUGUUCGAGGGGGCGGGAGGGUGGCUAAGUAAAAAGGAGAGGGACGACGCCGGUCCGCUCGUGCCCCCAAAAGCCCAUCUGGAAAGCGAGCGUGUGCGUCUUGCCCGCAUAAAUGCCUGGUCCAGAGCGGCGGCGGGACGACAGGAGAGAGAAGACGCGCUCGCGGAGCCGCGCUGCACGAACGGAUUAUUUUUUGCUGGUUCUUUUGGCGGGGUUAGAGCGCGACCCCAGGAUUCUUCCUUUUAACACCUUCGACCGACACGCAAGAGGGAACCGGCUGGUGACGGCACAUUAACGGAUCAGGACUUUGAACUGGCAGGACAAAUGAAUACAAAUGAAUUUAGCGACCCGAAGGAGAGACCGCGGUACCACUCUACUCCACGCAAAGAGAGCUCUACUCCUGUGUACUCUUCUGUGUUGCACUUGUUCUUCAGGACUCACACAAGCGCUGUCUGAAGAUGUGGAUGUGUUGCAGCGGCUGGCUCUUCGCCUUGAGCAGGGUUCUCGCUCUGUCCCGUUUGGUGUCAUCCCACUUCGUUCCAGCAUUAUCCUCACAGCACGGGCGCGUGUCACUGCUGCCACACGCUCCAUAUUCCCACAGCCUUUCUCCUGGAACAGCACACUCUUGUUAAGCAUUCGCUCACAUCGUGCCAACUCUGCCUUCCUUUUCUCUGUUUUCUCCGGCUCACGCCUCCAGUUAGGCUUGCAGGUGUCUCCAGAUGACAUUAAACUCCAUGCUGGGCCUGACAACUCAGUUCGCUUUCCAUAUCACCUUCACGAUGGCCGCUGGCACCACCUGGCCCUUGUGCUUGCUGGCCAGACAGCCACUCUACUGCCUGCUUGUGACAAUAGUAGCAGUGGAACACCUCAAGAAUUUCCUUUACUCCCACCAUUUCACCUGGAUCCCCGCAGCACCUUCCGACUGGGCGGAAGCAGUGCCCUCCUACCUGGCAUUGAACCCUUUGAGGGUGCAGUGUGCCAGUUCGAUGUGGUACCCACAGGACAGGUUAACUACUGUAAGGCUAUUCGAAAGCAAUGCAGAGAAAAUAACACCCAUCGGUCAGCAGCACCCUCUCCCCUUCUGCCUUUACCCUCCACAAUAGUGCAGUCAUCCAUAUCUAAUCAUACUCUUGCAGUCAUACCCACUUUAAUUCCUUUGACACCCUUGAAUGGUUCUGUUACACUUAGAGUCAGAGCCAACCAUAAUUCUGCAGGGUCUCGAGCCACAGCAACUCCUCAGAUUCCCCCAACUCAGAUAGGACUUGAACUGCCAACAAGCUUGAAUGCUGUCACACCUCCACCAACUUUCAGGGCAAACAAAGUACUGCCCCAAAAAAGCCCCAAACCUACAGCCUCCAAGCCCAUGUUGGGAAAAUCCAUCUCUGCCACCAAACUGCCAGGGGUCAGGCACACUACAGCAAAAGCUCAAGCUAAAACUGCUACUGUGAAAACGUUACACGUGUCUGCAAGUCCAAAACCAUCUGUUUCACAUCCUAUUAAUGUAUCAAAACCCAAUAAUUCGAAACACACAAGCAUAUCGAAAGCCCUCAGCUCAAAACCCACCGGCGCAUCAAAACUUAACAUCUCAAAACCCACUCGUAUGUCAAAACCUUUUAACUCAAAACCCAAGAGUGUAUCAAAACCUGCUAGCAUAAAACCAACAACCAUAUCAAAACCCACCAAUUCAAAACAUAUAGCCUCCAAUCCAUCAAUAGUGAAGCCGUCCAAACCCACAAUUUCAAAAUCUAUAGCCACCAAACCCACAAAUCCAAAAGUGUCUCUUCCUAAUCUCUCCCCAUCUAAACUUCCAUUACAAACAACUAAGAAAAAUAUCACAGCAAUCCACUCAAAAUCUCCAGUAACCCCUACUGUCAGUUCCACUAAUCGCCAAUUGAACUUAGCAGUAUCUGUAACUAACAAGGUUUUAACUACUCCCAAGAAUUUAAGCCCCUCGCCAGCUAAAAAGGUCCCAAGCAGCACUCAACCGACACCCAGACACAUGUCCCCCAUGCCCAGGACCACACCUGUUACUCCUGUUGUUUCAAAGAUGCCUCAAAACACUCUGGUCAAACCUACCAAAAGCUCAGUGCUACAUCUUACCACAUUGGCCCCAGUGCCUGGGACAGUUCUGCCUGCUGAUGGACUUCAGGGCUGGGAUUUGGAUCUAGGAUUGUUUGCUGCUCCGAUUGGAUUGCCAGGGCAAAAGGGAGAAGUUGGGCCUGUGGGAAUUCAGGGACCACCAGGAAAACCAGGAGCACCAGGCAAAAGGGGGCCACAGGGAUCACCUGGACCUCAUGGUAAUCCAGGAAGGCCAGGUCCCCCAGGCUUAAAAGGGAUGAAGGGUGACCCUGGACGCUCACCUGGAAUCGCCCCGAAAGGAGAGAAAGGAGAUGCUGGGAUUAUUGGUCCUGUUGGUUUACCUGGUGUAGAGGGUCAAAAGGGACAAAAAGGCCACCCUGGACCACCUGGUCUCCCAGGGGAAUUGGGGGAGCAAGGUCCUGAUGGAAGUGCUGGUGCCAAAGGUUAUCCUGGCAGGCAGGGGCUUCCAGGUCCCAUAGGGCCUCACGGGCCAAAGGGCGCUCGGGGUUUUAUUGGAAUCCCUGGCCUUUUUGGGUUACCAGGACCUGAUGGUGAAAGAGGUAGUCCUGGUCCUCCAGGGAAGAGGGGCAAGAUGGGUACGCCGGGUUUUCCAGGUGAUUUUGGUGAAAGGGGACCCCCAGGAGCUGACGGAGAGCCUGGUGUUAUCGGUGCCACCGGCCCUCCAGGAGUACUUGGAUUGAUUGGUGACAUGGGCCCAGCUGGUGUAGUUGGUUUACCAGGACUGAUUGGACUAAAGGGCGUUGCUGGAAACAUGGGCGAGCCCGGACUGAAAGGUGAUAAGGGUGAAAUUGGGAUCCCUGGGCAGCAAGGGGUGACUGGGUUCCAGGGAGACAAGGGAAUUCAGGGUAUAUCUGGGUUGCCAGGUCCUCGUGGAAAACCGGGACCUCAGGGUAAGCAAGGAGAGAAAGGGCCUGAUGGCGUCCCUGGUCCACCUGGUCCUGAGGGUUUCCCUGGUGAUAUUGGACCACCUGGACAAAAUGGGCCUGAGGGACCAAAGGGUGCACCUGGAGUGAGGGGGUUACCGGGACCUCGCGGAGCUGCAGGACGAGAGGGAGAUGAGGGCCCACUUGGACUACCUGGACCAACAGGACUGGAGGGUCUUAUGGGGAAAGCCGGUUUUCCUGGCAAGGUCGGUCCUGAAGGAGCUAAGGGGGAACAAGGAGACACAGGAAAGGCUGGUCCAAUGGGAGAGAGAGGUUUGGUUGGCUUUGUAGGACCAGUAGGGGAACCUGGACUGGCGGGAGAAAAGGGCGAUCGAGGAGAGACAGGAUUGCCAGGACCACCAGGCGAAAAAGGAUCUACUGGUCAUCCAGGGACUCCUGGAGAAGCUGGACCUCCUGGACCACCAGGUUCACCAGGUGCUCGUGGAUCACCAGGGCCUGCUGGCACCCGAGGGACUAAGGGAAGACGGGGCCCACGAGGGCCAGAUGGUCAGAUUGGCGAGGCUGGCAUUGAGGGCAAAAAGGGUCCUGUUGGUCCCCCUGGAAAAGUCGGGUUUCCUGGAGAGCAGGGAAAGAUUGGCGAGCCGGGGGAGACAGGGCCAAAAGGAUUUUCGGGAAUUCAAGGUCCGUCAGGAGCUCCAGGAGAAAAAGGGAUUGCAGGAGAGCCAGGACCCCCAGGGAUACCAGGAACAAUAGGGCCUCUUGGAAACAUAGGUCCAAAGGGUCCACCAGGAAAAGUAGGAGACAUGGGAGUCCCUGGUGAACCAGGAGAGAAGGGCGCACUGGGAGCUGAAGGGAAUGCCGGAGCUCCAGGCGUUGUUGGACCCAGGGGAGAGCCAGGUUUAGAGGGUGAACACGGUCCUGCUGGUCCUGAUGGUGCUAAGGGUGAAAAGGGUGACAUGGGGCCAGAGGGUGAACCUGGUAUCAGGGGUGACCCAGGGAUUAAAGGCAAAGAGGGACCACCAGGAGACCCUGGACUCACUGGAGUCAGAGGUCCUGAAGGAAAGCCAGGGAAAAUGGGUGAGAUGGGAAAGCCUGGUCUCAAGGGGGCAAAGGGCAACAUGGGACACCUGGGUGAGACAGGAACAGUAGGGAAACCUGGACCAGUAGGAACCAUUGGACCAAAAGGCUCAAGAGGAACUACUGGACCAGCGGGUGCUCCAGGACGGAUGGGACAACAAGGGGAUCCAGGUCUAGCAGGGUAUGAGGGUCACCAGGGGCCACAGGGUCCUAUAGGGCCUCCAGGACCAAAAGGUGGAAAGGGCGAACAGGGAGAUGAUGGGAAAAUAACAGGUCCUCCUGGUCCCCCUGGACUUCGGGGUCGCACUGGUGACCGAGGUGACCGAGGAGAACCAGGAGAUCCGGGAUACCCAGGUCAGCCAGGGGUAGAUGGACUUCGAGGCAAAGUUGGAGCACCUGGAUUACCUGGUCACCCUGGACCUCGUGGACAACAAGGCCCCAAAGGAUCAAAAGGGGAGCAGGGUCAAAAAGGUAAACAGGGUCAACAAGGAGAACGUGGAAGUAGAGGAUCACCAGGAGUGGUUGGCUUGCCAGGUCCGAGGGGUGUGAUUGGUCGAGAGGGCCGGGAGGGCAUUCCUGGUGUAGAUGGCAUUCCAGGGAAGGAUGGAACUAAAGGAAUACAAGGUGACCAAGGAGAUGAUGGAGAGUUUGGGCUUCCAGGGAAACCCGGAGCCAGGGGGAAAAUUGGUGUUGCAGGUUUACCAGGAGAUCAGGGUUCCUUUGGGCCAAAGGGUGAACGAGGUCUCCCAGGUCAUCCUGGGCCUUCAGGGAAAAGAGGAUUUAAAGGAGGAAUGGGAAUGCCAGGAGCUCACGGAGACCCAGGACCCAAAGGGCAACCAGGAGACGUCGGAGAGCCUGGAUUUCCGGGGAUACUAGGAAUAUUUGGUCCGAAGGGGCCUCCAGGAGACGUUGGGCCAAAAGGCAUUCGUGGACCUAAAGGGCCCCCUGGCCAAAUGGGUAAAGUGGGUGUGAUUGGUCCUAUUGGUAUAAUUGGCCCAGGUGGCAGUCCUGGCCCUAGAGGAGAUUCUGGUAGCAGCGGAGCAAUGGGUGCUCAGGGGCCAAGGGGUGCUCCUGGACGUCGAGGACCUCCUGGACCACCAGGACCUCCUGGGAUUCCAAAAUCCUUUCAACAGGAUGAUAGUGGUGGAACGAUGUCUGAGUUCAUUGGUUCACCUGCUGCUUUUAAAACCAUGGUGGCAGAUCUAAUGGAUUUUCCCAUGGACCGAGCUCCAGACAUCUUACACACGUUGCACUAUCUCAAUUUGCUAGUUCUCAGUCUGAAGAAUCCACUAGGAACACGGGAUCAUCCGGCUCGCCUCUGCCGGGACCUUAUAACCUGCCAACACAAAUUCAACGACGGCACUUACUGGAUUGACCCUAACCUGGGUUGUCCCACUGACUCUAUAGAAGUGACAUGCAACUUCACAAGAGGCGGGCUAACCUGCCUUAGACCAAUUACUGUGUCCAAGCUGGAGUUCAGAGUCCGGUAUGUCCAAAUGAACUUCCUGCAUCUGCUGGCUUCAGGGGCAGAGCAACGUAUCACCAUCCACUGUCUUAACAUUACCAUCUGGAGCUCCACCCCUACUCAGACUCCUUCCAAGAAGGCAGUGAGGUUCAUGGCAUGGAAUGGAAUGACUCUGGAACCAGAAGUGUUAGAGGACACAUGCUGGCAACGCGAUGGCCUUUGGAGGAAUGCUAUCUUCCUGUUCAGAGUGACAGACGCCUCGCUGCUUCCCAUCAAAAACAUUGCUAAUCUGCCGAAAACCGCGUCCAUGUCACGCUAUCACCUGGAGGUCGGACCUGUGUGUUUCCUGUAGUGUGUGGUAUGCAUAUGAGUGUCCACUUCCUUGCACACUAUAACCGGCUGAAGCUACCCACGUCACAGCCGCUGUAGUAUUCAGCCACUGAUUGGACUGCAGAAACAGGAAGAAGGUGGUGUGACUGGAGCUUCUGGGGGAUUUAGCACUAUAAGACUGUGGAGGAGAAAUCCACCCACCUUCUGGCCUCAGAUGUCACAUGAGAGAAGACUCUAAGAAUAUGACCCAGUUUACAUAGGUACAGGACAUCCAGGCCAGGGAGAUUCUGCCAUGCUCUCUCUCUCUCUCUCUCUCUCUCUCUCUCUCUCUCUGUCUCUCUCUCUUACUCUCUCUCUCUCUGUCUCUCUCUUUCUCCCUCUCUCUCUCUCUCUCUCUCUCUCUCUCUAUUUGAUCUAUAUUGAAUAUUAUAAGUUAUUAUAAUGCUUGUCCUAAAUAAGUAUGCUCUAUUGUAGAGAAAAAUUAAGAAUUGGAAAAAAUAUCUAUUUAUAUAUAUAUAUUUAUAUAUAUAUAUGAGCUUUUAUACAAUAACAAUAUUAGUAAUGCAGAAAGUGCAAUACAGAAGGAAACUAUUAGAUGUUGAUUAAAUAUCAAGUGGGUUAACUUUAUGGAAGGUAUUUCAGGGGUACUGUCAACAAUCAAAAGUGUGUAAUUUAACAAAAUGUCAGACAUGGAGGUAGAUAUAUGCGUGUGUGUGUGUGUGUGUGUGUGCGCACGCAUUUUAAUGUGAUUGGUCAGGGAGAUUAUUCUUAAGUGCAGAUUUUGUGUGUGUGUGUGUGUGUGUGUGUAUGGGAAAAUGGAUAGAUCUCUUGACAGUACAUACGUCAGACCCACCUCCUCACAAUAGGGUCACCAUGGUUUAGUGGCAUUUCUCAGGCAUAAUGUGAGGAGGCCUGCAAAGGAGUGUGUUUUAUUGGUAGUGGGGCGUGCGUCCUCAUCGGGGCAUGCCUGCCACUCACCAUAGCAGCUGGAUAUUAUUUAAAGUGUUCAAGAACAGUGCUGAUUUUUUUUUUUAAAGUAAAUUUUGGUGCUUCGAAAGAAAAAAGUAGCAGUUCAUAAAAAAAAAAGAUGUUAAGCGUGUUGACAUGCUGCACAUUCAAGAUGCAACAGCUGCCAUUCAUUCCGAAAUCCUAGUUUUAAGGCAGAAAACACUACCAGAAAUUAGCUUAACAACGCUUACCUUGGUGCAUUCUGCAUACGCUACUUCACCUGCUGAAUCCGUGUAAGCUCAGAAACUCAGUGAGCACAGUGUUAAGAAACGACAUGGCAAUUUGAAAUGACAUUUUGUUAUAAAGUGUGCUUGAAUUAUUCGAUUCACCUGUAUGAAAUACAGUUUCUCCAUGUUAGUGGUACGACAAUGUUUUUGUUAAUAUUGUACAAUGACCGUUAUUUAACAGACACUUCUUUAUGUUUUUCGGAGCAACAACUGUCUGGUGCUUUAAUCCCGAUGGCAAUGGCAAUGUGAAAGAAUGCAAUACAGGAUGAAAAGGAUUUGCCUGGGUCCAGUAUGGCCACUGGUUUCUGAUUUCCAGGUUUCUAAAUCUGUCACUUAAAUGGCCACAACGGAUGCAACAACAGCUAGGCUGUGCCAAUUAUUUCAGAAUUCAGUAACAUUCUGUAAUCAGUUUAAUUGUUAAUGUUUUUUUUGCCCGGUAGGUCCUGUCUUGUUAGGACAAGCAAACUAAAACGGCUUCAGAACCUAGCUAUCUUGCUAAAUAUACAAUCUAACAAAAUGAGGAUUGGAAAAACAGACAGAAUUAUAGAAGGGAUAAAAGGGGCAUUUGAUUAAUUCACUAUGUGUUAGACUACAUUAGCACUAAAUUACUUAAAAUUGAUAAACAGAGAACAUAUAUAGCUAAAUCGGUUUAAUGGAUGUUAGUACACUAGAUUCUAAAACUUAGAAUUGGAGAAUUGCAUUGUCACUGAAUAAAAUAUUUGUGACUGGGCUUCAUGUCCUUGAAUUCAAGAUCCCUAAGGUAUCUAAAUAUCAGAAACACUAUCCAAGUCAGCUUCAAGUGAGUAAAGAAGGAACAUGCUGUGUGUGGUUAAGGGUUUUUUGUUCUGUUUUGUUUUAAUUUGUUUUGUUUUUUUGCUAAACUAUGUUUGCUCCAAGCCUGUGAAAUCGUAUCUGCACAGCAAAAAAAAAAGCUCUAUUAGUAAGCUAUCUGCUUCCUCUCUCUUUACAUAAUGUGUAUACUUACUCAAGCUUUCAUGUAUACAGUGCAUUCCUUUUUAGCUAAUUUAACCUAAUUUAAAUAGUAUUCAAAUGCUUGGAAAACAAAGAAGGUUGUGUUUUUUCUGAGCAGAAAACAUGUCCAGGUGACGUAUCACAAUAGCAUCCGUAACUAGUUGACAAAUUAUUUUUUUAAUCUGUAAAUUUAGGACUCCAAAGAAGGAUAUAAAUAUGUUAUUGUUGUUAAAACUAAUACAUAAUGCUUUACUGUUAUCUCUUUAUUUUGUCAUUUUGUUAUAGUUUUGUCUGAUUAUCAACUCCAUACUCUAUGGCAGUUAUUCUCAUCUUCAGUCCUGGGAACUCACUGUUCUACAGAGUUCGAAGUUUUCCCUAGUGUAGAUAUACUAUGUUGGGAUCAGUGAAUACAUCACACUGUGCCAAGCAGCUGCUCCGCUUGAGUGCAGCUGAGAACCCAUGCUGGUUUAGACAGCUUUUCAAAUACCUUAUGGCAGUGUGUGAAUUUUUGCAGGCAACUUCUGUGAAAUCCAGUUACCUCACUCUUCCUGACUUGCCAUUUUUGGGUCUCAUCUGUGAUAAUGUUGACCAUUUGCAUGUAAAUAUGACUAUAAAACGUGUCUUCUCCCACCUCGGCAAAACAUUGUCUUUUCAUCUUCUGUAUUUAUCAUUUUAUUUGCCACGCUUAUUCAUUGCAGUCUUACAUGCUUGGUUAAAUAUCUGGAACUAAGAGCUAACUAUUUUACAUACCCAAUAAAGAUGUUGUUACAUGCUUCAUCGUGUUCUGUAAUUGUUAGUGGCCAAUUUUUAAUGUAAAAUUG